CUCCCUCUCUCUCUCUCUCUCUCUCUCUCUCAAACCUCUGUUUUCUUUCUCUCUCCGAAACCUUCCAUGUUCCAUUUUUAUAUAUUUGGUUAACGCAAUCGAAUCGAUACAUACAGAGCUUCCUUAUACUAUUAUUUUAUCUCUUUCGCUAUGUGAAGUCUACAUGCAAAUGUUGAAAAGACAGAGUUGAUUCGAAUUCGAUUCAUAUUCAUUGUUGAAAAAUCAUUGGAACAGAGAGUUGAAAGAAAAAUGAAGAACGAAGAGAAAGCUCGGUCUCUGUUUGGAAUCUCACUCUCUGACAGACCCAUUUGGCAUCAAUUCCUCAUUUGCUCUUCUGGGUUUUUCUUCGGUUACCUUGUCAAUGGCGUCUGCGAGGAAUAUGUGUACAAUAGGCUUCAAUUCAGCUAUGGUUGGUACUUUACAUUUGUUCAAGGGUGGGUUUAUCUUUUGCUGAUUUACUUACAAGGCUUCAACACCAAACAAAUGGUGAACCCGUGGAAGACGUAUGUGAAGCUCUCUGUGGUGCUUAUGGGUUCAAACGGACUUACCAAAGGUUCAUUGGCUUUUCUUAACUACCCGGCACAACUUAUGUUUAAAUCCACCAAGGUGCUUCCCGUGAUGAUAAUGGGAGCCUUCAUACCUGGUUUAAGACGGAAAUACCCACCUCAUGAAUAUAUAUCUGCCGUACUUUUAGUAGUCGGUUUGAUCCUUUUCACUUUGGCGGAUGCACAAACUUCGCCAAACUUUAGCGUGAUCGGUGUUUUAAUGGUGUCUGGUGCUCUAGUAAUGGAUGCCUUUUUGGGCAAUCUUCAAGAAGCAAUCUUUACCAUGAAUCCUGAAACAACACAGACGGAGAUGCUCUUUUGCUCAACUGUAGUUGGAAUGCCGUUUUUGAUUCCACCUAUGCUCGUGACUGGAGAGUUAUUCAAAGCAUGGAGCUCGUGUUCUCAGCAUCCUUAUGUAUAUGCCGUGUUGAUCUUUGAAGCAAUGGCUACAUUUGUUGGCCAAGUCUCUGUCCUUUCCCUCAUUGCCAUUUUUGGCGCUGCCACAACCGCAAUGGUGACAACGGCGAGAAAGGCAGUAACAUUAUUGCUCUCGUACUUGAUAUUUACAAAGCCAUUAACCGAACAGCACGGGACUGGACUGCUGCUAAUAUCCAUGGGGAUCUUAUUGAAGCUUUUGCCUGAUAACAAACCCCAUAAAAGAUCGUCAACCUCAUCUUCCAUGGCCAAGAUUGAGAAGUCUGAUUAUAGUGAAGAGAAUAAAACUCGAGUUGAAAAUGAAAAUGAAGAAGAAGAGAAGAGGCCCUUGGUCUGAAAAUAGGAGAUUCAUCACUAUUUUUUUUUUUUGGAGGGUGAUUUACUGGCCUUGAAAGGUGUUACAAAGUAUAGAAAUAAGAAGCUUGCAGUUUUUUUUAUUCUUCCCUUUCUUUUUAGGCAUAGGCUUUGUAGAGUUUGUACCAUGGGCAGAUGUGGAAGAAAAUGAUUGUACAAGCUGGUUUAUAUUGGGAGCCACUAAAUGCACCUAAAAAAAUAUUGUUGGACACCUACAGUCCUUUGGAUA
This is a messenger RNA of Camellia sinensis, 1563 nucleotides long. Lineage: Eukaryota; Viridiplantae; Streptophyta; Magnoliopsida; Ericales; Theaceae. The record is from RefSeq and is a predicted model, not a curated record.